UCCUUUUAAUUAUUGAUUUGGCUCCGUUUCGCCAUAGAUUUUAAAGUUGUAACUAAAAAUUUGAAAAAUUACAGCUUUUUGGAAUUUGAAGUUAAAGUUUGGACACACAUUUUACAUCAAAAAUAAUUUGAAGUUUUUUCGAGUGGAAGUCCUAAAAACUCAAAAAUUAGUCUGAGUAAAGUUUUUGGAAGUUAUGAAAUUUGAGUUUUUGAAGUUGGGUUUCGAUUAUUAUUUGGAAAAAAUUGAAGUUUUGCACGGGGAAGUCCUAAAAUAUUAGUCUGAUUCGGUUGGUUUACAAAAACUUGAAAAUAUUUGAAGAUCAGAUUUUUGAAAUCUGAUCAAAUUUCGUGAUCGUAUCGAUAUUUGAAAAUAAAUUUACAAAAUCUAUGACGAAACACUAAUUAAAAACAUUAAAUUGGAAUUUGAAAAUUUGAGAUUUUGGAAUUUGAAGUUGUUAGAUUAUCUGCUGCUAAAGAGUUGAAUUUGAUUUGUAAAAGUAAAGGAAAAAUUGUUUCUUGUGAAGAAACUAGAGUCCUAGGGUUCUUGAAGGGGGAAAUCAGUGAAUGAAGAAAAAUUAGGGAAAACAAUGGAGGCUAAUUCCAAGAAUAGUCCAAGGAAAAAGCUUGCUGAUAUCAGCAACUUACCGCUGCGAAAGAGAUUAUCUAGUCAAGCUAAGAAGCCAGAACAUGUCCCAGCUGUUUCAAAAGAGUAUAUAGAAAGGCUCCAGAAGGAAAAUUUGGCGUUGACGAAGAUGUUAGCAGAAAGAAACAAGAUUAUUGAAAUAACUGGAGUAGAGUUGGAGAAACUGAAAAUUUAUGUGCGGAAAAUUCAGCAACAAAAUCAGCAGCUUGCUCAAGCAAACAGUAAAAUGCUUGCGGAACUAAAUUCAGAUAAAGAAACGGUAAAAACAUUACAACACGAGCUUGGAUGCGUAAAGGGCUUACUUAAUGCUAGGAAGUUUGAAGCAGAGCCAGAAACAAAUAUGUGCAAAGAUCUUAAUGAUGAGGUGAAACCCAUGCAGUGUGAGGAAGCAGGAGAUCUUGGGCAGCCCGGUGAACUAAAGCUCCCACUAUGUGCGGGGUCCAAGGAAGGGCCAAACCACAAGGGUCUAUCAUUAGGAAAGGGAGAUGAUGAGAAAGCCAGAAAUCUCAAAAAGAGACCUCAGUCAAAGAGUAUGGGAUCUUCCGAGCAAGUUCAAGCUGAGGAUAAGAUGGAAAAUAAAAGAUCCUGUGUAAGGAGGCAGUCUACUCGGUUUAAACCUGAGGCACUGAAACUAAGUGACGAUUCUUUCGAGGUACUAGACAAAUGUGCUCUGCACCCACCAACAAGUGAUCCAGUGCAAGAAAAUGGUUCUACAUCCAUAUCUAUGCCAUCCAAUGAUCUACAUUAUAAUCCUUCAUCGAGCUCUGAACCUAUACCAUUAGGAAGAUCAUCUCUGAGUAGGCCAUCUAGGGAGGCAGCUAAGAAGGUUCAGUCGUACAAGGAAAUUCCUGUGAACAUAAAAAUGCGAAGACCCCCAUGAACAACCAGCUCUUUAUAUUAUCCUUUCUAAUAUCAGAGCAAGUGCUUGAUGAAUCCCAGAUGAGACUAGUACGUUCAGUCUGAAUCCAUUGGUGUAGAUUGGAGUCUACUUUGUGGUCAAGGAGGACAUGGUUCGUUGUUACUUUCACCUUUGCUCAGGAUUCUUUGGUUGGCUUACAGUGCUUUAGAAUGUGCAGAAUCCAUUUUCCCCCUAUAUCACAUAUUUUGCAAACAAUAUCAGAAAUAAUGUUUCUUUUGAAGAGAAGGAAGCUGAUAUGUAAUCUGUUAUCACAUUAGUCUGAUAAGUUGAUCUUCCUGUAUAUCUUUUAUCCACCACCACUAACCUGGGAAGGUGGUGGUGUAAUGGAUAGGGGAUCCCUACACCCUUAAUAAAGUCUAGGUUUCAAGGCUUUAGCAGACUAUUCAGUAAAUCCGGACAAGAAACCAAAGAAAACCUGUGUCCAUCUAUUGUUUUGAGUGUUUUGAUGUUUCUUCA
This is a messenger RNA of Capsicum annuum, 2017 nucleotides long. Its product is annotated as shugoshin-1. Lineage: Eukaryota; Viridiplantae; Streptophyta; Magnoliopsida; Solanales; Solanaceae. Gene Ontology annotation, biological process: maintenance of meiotic sister chromatid cohesion; meiotic sister chromatid segregation. Bases 587 to 1522 code for a protein of 311 amino acids. The transcript has 10 exons. The record is from RefSeq and is a predicted model, not a curated record. Gene Ontology annotation, cellular component: chromosome, centromeric region; nucleus.